AUGAAUAACAAACAAAAAUAAUAACUGAGUCAACCCCCAUAGACUCCAAACACCUUCUUAUCGUUGGCACAGCCUUUCGACACCCCGACAUCUUUUAUUAAACGGCCAAUCCCUGUGAAAUCACCAUACUCUAAAGAGAUGAAUGUAGCGCACUCUUCCCGUAAUUCUAGCGAAGGCAUCCACUCAUCAGGUGGAAAGAAAAGUUCUCGCCAUCUCUCAAAUUCUUUGCAUAAUUCACCCGACCCACCAAGGUCUAUCUACCAAAGGUCUCUUUCCUUUUAGUAAAUUAAUUAGACUAGUAGUUUUAUUACCGUAGAAAAAGAGAACAAACCUCCUCAAUAAAACACAAGCACCUAACAAAAUAGUGAUCAAAAUAAGUUUUUUAACUCUCCUAUUUCAAGAAGAGAAAGUCCAAACAAAUCUUAUCAGUAGGCCUUCGCUAGUCUCAAUUUGGGUACCACUACUCUUAACCACUAGAGAAGCUUCCAAAAUUAUAAUAAUACUUAAAACUAGUGUUAAGCGUAAACAGACUUCUUGAAGACUAUUACUCAAAGCCCAAUGCUUUAUAAAAAUCUAAACUCUGUCGACUGGAGGUUCAAUAGCCCACACCCCAGUCCAUUCAAAAUGAAGGCAAACGAUUCCUAGGGUCAGCCAAUCAAAUCAGAUACUGAGAUCCCUCAAAACAUAAUGACUAGACAAUCUUACCAAUACUCCUUGCUGUCCCCAGCACCCAAUUUCGAUACUAAUGGGAUUUCAGCCUCUGAUAAUCUUAGUAAUGUUUUAAAGUACACUAAAGACAAAGAACUAACAGGCAGACGACUAUUCUAAAGCCCUCCAAAAUUCAAGCCAUCAUUGGUAGGUGCAACCAAAGGAGGAGCAAAGAUAUACUAAAAUAAGCUUGAAGACAUUAUUGAAGAAGAGUCAGGACUUGGCCACAUCGGAAGUUCAUCUUCAAUGAUGAACAAUCUUAUCUACUCGAAAGAGCCCGAGUAGCACAAUCAUCAUCAGUAUAAUGAGAGUAUCAAUGGAAGCAACUUAAUAGAGACAAACUUCAAUAGAAAAAGACAUUAGCUCACUUUUGACGAAGAGGAUCACUUAUUUGCCACACCUACAAUGGACUAAAAUUGCCAUAGCUAAAUUUAAAGCACCAGUGGCUUCUAUGGAAAUGAAAACAAAUUUAACCAAUCAAAACCCAUAAAUUAAAACAAUAGCCACCAGUAUAAUUAGAUAAGACAAGGAUAUUUCAACGGGUAAUAUCCCCAGCAAAUGGGUUAAUAAUAUCAGAAUGAAUUCGGCCACAACUUUUCAAGCCAAAAAGACUUUUAAUAGUGUGAUUAGAAUCACUAAUAGUGCAAACACUCCAGUCGUGCCUACAGAAGUAAUGUUAUCCAGCAAUUAGAUUUAAAUAAGUCGAAUUUCUAUCCAAAAUUAGACAGAAUCAAUAUAAAAUAGACUAAGAAUGAAUUUAACUUCAUUGGUGACUAAAAAGAUCUUAACAUGUCCUAUAUUGACUAGAGUGUAAUCAACGCUCAUAUUAACAUUCAGUUUUAGAAUGUCCCUUAAUCAGAAAUGCAACCAAUGGGCUACUUUAUUCAGUAGGAGAAUAAUAUGCAAGAUCCAAUGAAGAUGAGGACCUUUUAUCAGCCUAUGGGCACAUGUGAAUAGGGAUACUUCCCCAUGACUAUUGGAAAAUAAAAGAACUAUUCUAGCAUUAAAAAACAAAAAGCUGGAAAGAAGUAACAACUUUUCAAUUAAAACAACAGUGGAGUCAAAAGAUCAUAUGGUCAAUUCAUGAAAAGUAGCGGUAAAAAGUCACUUAUGAAUCUCUAAAUUAACAAUCUUGGCCAGGUUUCUAAGAGUGCUCAGAAAUAAAAUUUCAAGCGUAGCAUGCAAAUGUAAAACAGCCAAAGAUAUUAUGACAAUACCCCAGAGGCAGUUCAAAAUGAAAUGCUUCUUCAAACCCCUAAAGGGCUUCCACUGCAGAGUACUCCUGAUAAAAAUCAAGAUAUUGCUCAAAACUCAAACUUCAAGACACCUAAUAUUCUCUAAUCAGAUAAUAAAAGUUAGUAACCUUAGAAAACUACCUGCAAUUGCAAGAAAUCUAAAUGCCUUAAGCUUUAUUGUGAUUGCUUUGCAGUGGGUCUUGGCUGCUCUCCAGAAUGCAAUUGCAUGGACUGCGCCAAUCAAGAUGACAAUGAAGAAAGAAAGUUAGCUAUGGAAGCUAUUGUAGAGAGAAAUCCUAAUGCCUUCAAACCAAAGAUUCAAGAAAAGGGGUAUCAUGCUAAGGGAUGUCAUUGUAAAAAGAGUGGAUGCUUAAAGAAAUACUGUGAAUGCUAUUAAAGUGGUGUUCCUUGCACUAAUAUUUGCGCUUGUGAAGGAUGUAAGAAUUGUGACGAGAAUAUGAUUGGUCAAAGGUAGCUCAUAGGAUUGGAAUAAGAUGAUGAAUUAGCUCAACAAACUUUUGAGGAAGAUAAAAUGAAUAGUCCUAGGCUAGUCGAUGAAAAAGACUAUAAGAACCAUAUUCAAAAUUCUGACAAGAAAUCUCAAGAAAAGUAGGAUGAACCGCCAAAUUCUGGAAAUAAAAUAAGCCCUGGUAAAUCUACUCGUAGAAGUGGAAAUAAUGCCAGUAUGAUGUAAUUCAGUACUCCAGAAGAUCCAGUUAAGCAGUUAAAUGAUAAAAUUACAACUCGAAGGAUCAAACAAGUUAAAAUCACCACGAAAGUGGAAAUAACUCCUAAAAAAGAACUCACAUUCAAAUCAGAAGUGGUCCCUUAAAACAAUUAUUUGAAUCUAAGUUCAUCUAUAGAUGCUCAUUAGAGUCAAUUAGAGACCAGAUCAUUGAAAAGAUAAAAGACUUCGACAAACUCCAUCCCAUAGGAGACAUUGAAAACUAGAAACAGCACUUUAUUAACCGCUGCUGUAGGAACUUUAGACAAGCUAAAUAUGCAUAAAAAAGAGUAAGACUAAGAGGUAACUUCUACCACAAAUACUAGUACUUAAAUGACCACUAGAAGUAAGAGGAAAUAAUAAGAGAACUAUUCAACCACUGGUAAUAACAGUAGUCAUAAUAAAAAAUGA
Stylonychia lemnae is the source of this 3078-nucleotide messenger RNA. The record is from the annotation of a GenBank genome assembly. Lineage: Eukaryota; Ciliophora; Spirotrichea; Sporadotrichida; Oxytrichidae.